Messenger RNA from Fulvia fulva, 897 nucleotides. RefSeq lists its product as uncharacterized. Lineage: Eukaryota; Fungi; Ascomycota; Dothideomycetes; Mycosphaerellales; Mycosphaerellaceae. The record is from RefSeq and is a predicted model, not a curated record. The coding region runs from base 1 to 897 and encodes 298 amino acids. The transcript has a single exon.
AUGUUUGAGGGACAACACCUUCAGAUCAUGGAUCAGCUGUUAGAAGCGGUCGGCGAUAUUCACGGCCAGCACAGAUUCGAGGAGACGGAAGCUCGUGGACGCGAUCGCAAUACUGGAGCCCCUCGUCAAGGCUACCAGCCUCCUCACGACAUCGCUCGAAUUUCCAAGGCUCUGGAGGCAGUGGACUACUCUCAGCGCUGCAGAACAAUCUUGGCGCAGCUGGACAUCAUCUUCUCGAUGAUCCUCGGUCGCAAGUACGUGUCCAACCUAAUAGAUCAAGCCAACGACAGUAGCGAGCAUGGCGCGGACGAAGAGCCAACGCAGAUCGACACGGAUGGAGAGGACGAUGCCGGUACUCCAGGAGGUCAUAAGGAAGACGCCAUGCAAAUCGACACAGGCGGAGUCGAGCUAGGCGCCACCGAGAGUACAGCGGAUGUCACCAUGUCUGAGGAUCUCGCUGGCGAGGUCGACGGCCUAGAAGAGGGAGAGGCAUCUGGACUCACCGAGUACGAUGAGAUGGUAUUCCUCUCACGAUUCCAAGAGGAAGCAACAUUCGAGGAUGUCGAAGGCCCUCGGACCCCAGAGGCUCAAAUACUCGACGACAUCGCUACUAAUGGCGGCACUGUCGAGCUCGAAGGCGUCAGCUACCGCCAUUUCGAUGUUUUAGGAGAUGGCAAUUGCAUGGAGCGUACGUUUGCUAGAGCACUAUACGAUGACGAGAAAUACUAUCCAACAGUACGCGCUGAGCUCAUUCGCCACCUUCUUGACGUUCUUGCAGUCAGCGAUGAUCUGGAUCUCCACGACGUUCUAAUGGAUCACUGCAUCGAUCUCGACAGACAGAGCGAUGAUCCUGGCCAACCUUCGUUGUUUCAGCAAACCAUGCAAGAGAGAGCAUAG